AUGUUUGGUCUGGGGCCAUGGUUGUACAAUUUCUCUCAAAUCCAGCGCUCGGAGAUUACGCUUGAUAAUUUAACUUCUGUUCCCUCUCCUUAUACAGAACUUGCAAUUUUUGGAUUUUUCAAGGCAGCCGAGGUUUUGUCUUUUAUUGGUGGUUGCAUUGUUCAUCCGAUAUAUCGUUUGUAUCUCAUAAAAAAUAUCACUCCUGAAACAGCUACAAACAAUACUACUAAAAUAAUAAGAGAAACAUGUAGAAAAUUACAGGGUCGCUUUCUUUUAGCAAGUUUUCUGAUUGGCCCACUUGGUUCAUUGGCUUAUGUGAAUUAUUAUUCCAUUAAUGUGCGAGAAGCAAAAGAAGUUUGUUAUCAAAUUAGGUGCAACGAGAAAAUGAUGGUCUGGGAUCGCACUGCUGUUUCAUUAGGACUCCUAGGAUGGUACUGGAAACGUUUUAAAGGGGCUGUCGAUGGUGUAAACAUAGCUUCAGCAUAUGCUGCUUAUUAUUUCACGGUUUGUGCCUGA
Molecule: messenger RNA, 516 nt
Organism: Thelazia callipaeda (thelaziosis nematode)
Lineage: Eukaryota; Metazoa; Nematoda; Chromadorea; Rhabditida; Thelaziidae
Source: the annotation of a GenBank genome assembly